Messenger RNA from Pelobates cultripes (western spadefoot toad), 7801 nucleotides. The record is from the annotation of a GenBank genome assembly. Lineage: Eukaryota; Metazoa; Chordata; Amphibia; Anura; Pelobatidae.
CCUCAACAUCAAGCCUGGUAGCUCCAGCAAGACACAGCUCCUCAGGUAAGAAGUGGAAGUAGCAAAUACAUUGAAAUGUGUAGUAAUUGAAAUAAAUAAGGCAUUCACAAUUUCAUAAAUUUCAUAUCUAUACAUUUCCAAGAAGUAGGACAAUCUUUGUUUUUUAAUCGGGCCUCUUGUUACAUUUUGGUCAUACUAAGUAUUUUGUUUGUAUUUUAUCUAAGACAUCAAACCACAGCAGUCAAUUAGAAGGUCUACACAUCAUGAUUAAAUUCAUAGUUUCAUUUAUAGUCUAAUGGACAUGCAUCAUUACACAGUAUUUAAUAUUAUUUUAUUAUUCUUGCUUAUUUUCUUGUGUAUGUUAACGUGCCGUUUAUUUUAUUUAGAUAUUUUAAGAAUUUAAAUACACAAAAUGUCUCAGACACCCAAAGCUGCUGCUGCUGCUGCAAGCCAGGGCACUGAUGCCAAGGAAAAGGGUACCCCAGGAACAGUUCCUGUUCCUGUUACAAAACCUUCAAAGCAAGAACCUGUUGUGGGAUCCUUUAAGGUAAGUGUGCCAGCAGUGGUUGCUCUACUAUCACUUGCUUUAUAUAUCUUUUUGUAUCCUUCAGGUGGCAAAGCAGGGUUACAUUUACAGCAUGGUUGUCCAUUCUAACUAUUCUUAAGUGUAGGAGGAAUAUACUUCUAACAGAAUAUUGAAUAAAUAAAUUUAAAUUAACCUGGAAGUCAUUCUUAAUCUAACAUAACCACCCUGUUAGAUGUCAGCAUGUUCCUCCUCUAUUUUUUUAAACACAUACACGGUAUGUGAUUAAAGACUUUAAAAAUGGCCCUUUGAGAUUUAAAUUUGAACAUCAACACAGGCAUAUAAAUAUUAUGGCAUCCUUACAGCUAUAAAUGCAGAUGAUAGUUGAUUACUGUGCAGUGGUAGUUGACUGAAUACAAUUGCAGUCAUUCUAUUAUUUAUGAAGCAAAAUACUACUGUAAAAGGCAGUUUAGAAUUAUCAGAAGAAAAAAGAAUAUUACGAUAAUGUGCAAUAGUACAUUAUUGCAUAUGUCAGUGCAAUAGGUAUAUACUACAGAAACAACCAGCAGUAAUGCAUUCAUAAUCUGGGCAUUUCAAUCAAAUGUCAAGCAAAGGAUCCCAGAUGAUAUGACUGGCUGUUGAAAGAUAAAAUUAAAGAGAAAAACACUGUGGAUAAUAUUUCAGCAGUGCUAAAGCAAACAGGCCUUUCAGUGGACUUUUAGGAAGCCAUAGUAGAAACAAGAACUUCCUUGAUGAACCAUGACACAAGCGUUUAAACGUUCAUUUUUUUCCUUUACUUUAACUUGCAAACAGAUCAGAUUGUGAAACGAGAAUUCAGAUCAUAGAUAUAAUUGUCAGGGCAACACGAUAUAAGCGAUUACAGCAACAUUACAAUGAGUCAAGUAAUGAAGAUCACAUGGCAAUUAAUCUUAACAUUAAUUUCCUUUUUGUUUAUCUGAAAUACAGCCAUAUGCAAUAAGACAUAUUUUCUGCACUUAUGUUUAUUUAUUAUGUUUAAAUGUCUAGCUCCACUUUUUAGCUCACAAAUUAGGAACAGCAUUUUAAAGAAAAUAAAAGCAGUUUGAGACACAUAUUUGCAUGGAACACAGGAAAGAGGAUUUAAAGAUUUAAUCUGAGAAAUUAAAUGUUAUUUCAUUGACUCACAAUUUUCAUUCUGAUAUUCUAUAACAAACAACUUUAAAAAAGACAAAAAAGAUGGUAAGCUAGACAAAAUGAAUAUGUUAUGGAGCAGAAUAGCUAAUACCAUAUAUAAAAUGCUGUUGGGCUGUUCAUUGAAAAUGUACCUGUCUGUAGCAGGUUGGGGAAUUGCUACAUUUAGCCCAAAAUGACCACAUUAGGUGGGAACCAAUUGUUUUUUUUUUUUUUUUUAUACCUCUGCCAUUUUGAAGAUUGUUUUCAUGUGAUAUAUGUUAUAUUAACAUGCAUGGUUAUUAACUAAACUGAAAAAAAGAAAUGACCAAGGAAUUUCAAAUUUUAAACAAAAAAAAAUAUCUGGAAAUAGAACUGACUUGGAUUUUUUUUUCUAAAUUUGACAAUUUCUGCUUAAUAUAUGAAAUUUUUUAAUGAAUUCAUGACAAUUCCCAAUUUAGUGAAUAACUUUAAAAGCUUUGUAGACUGUUAUCGAUAAAAAUACUCACUGCUUAGAAUAUCAAAAUGUAAACAUAAUCAAGAGAUACUUAAAUAAUUAAACUGUAAUAGCCCUUAACAUUAGCAUAUAGGAGCCUAACUGUAAAAAGACAACAGAGUAAAAAGAGCUAUUAUUUAAGGCAACUUAAUUUUUUAUUUGAAUAUAUAUAUAUGUUCAGUAAAAUAAAUAUUAAUAUUGUAUUUUUUAGGUCAUAAUCUUUGAGCAGGAGAACUUCCAGGGAAGGCAUAUGGAACUUCUGAAUGAGUGUUUAAACCUUGGAGAGAGAGGUUUUGACAGAGUACGCAGUGUUAUUGUCGACUCUGGACCGUAAGUCCUGGAAUUUCCAUAUAAUGUUUGCAUUGUGCUUGUCACAAUUUGUACGUGUCUUCCAGAAUCAUGUUGUGGCAUUUUGAUAUUGACAAAUUUAUUUUUGAUUCGUUUUGUCAAAGAGAGUAUUGAGGUGAACACAGAUUUGUUUGUUUUAGCUUCAACCUAUCUACCAAGGAAUUGCCACCAAGAGACAUUGACAGAUUAUGUCCUGAUGGCAUCUUUUCCUCAGAACAAGAAUGACAAUGACAAAAGUACAAAUCUCAUGUAUUUACAAUUGAGCUGAACGGAGGGUAUAAAUUAAGUCUAGAAUACAUGGUAUACAUAAUUUUUAUAUAAUUUAGUAACAGAAAUAUUAUAAUUCCAUACUACCACCAUAUCUUAUAUUAGAAUUUAUAUUUUGGCUAUUAGGAAGACUAUGCAUUAGACUAUGAAUUGGAGAAAAGGUAAGUAAAAUGCCUUUUUAGGUUUUAUUGCAAACAGGAAGGGCCUGAAACUUAUCCAGCAUUAGGAUGCGAUAGUGCUAGAAAUUCAGGCUUGUAUCCCUUAUGCUAUAGUGUCCCUUUAAGGCCUAUGGAAUGAUAAAAAUAUACAUUAACAUCUGGUGCAUAAGCAAUUUAUGCUAAGAUUGCUAUCUCAAAUUCCAUGGCUGAAAGUGUUUCAUGAUCAUGAAAGUUUUCAAACUUGACACUUUACUAAAUGCUUAACUUAGUCACAAAUAUAUUUUAAUGCAAGGACAUUUAAAUCAUAAUGGGGAUGGAUUUUGUGUGUUUUGACUGCCAGAGGAAGACUGUGUUCCACUCUGUCUAGAAAUUGAAGAGUUAAAUUGUUUUACCUGACUCCGAAGCAGAAUUCUGUUGUAUUCCCCUGUGCUGCCUCAGGCAUUGUUUGUCCCUAUAGUAUUUAAUGAAUGUAUCUAUCUUAUUGUAGUAACUCCCACAUCCUUAUUACUUUAAUCCCACAUCUCAACAUCUCCAGGGGCUCCAAUUAACACAUGGAUUAUUAAUUAGAUUUACAUUCACAUAAUGAGAGGGAUUUUCUAAUGUAAUGCUUUUACUGUUUUAUUUCUGUCCACAUUAUAAUAAUUAUUUGCAUAUAACUACUGCAUUCUAAACAAAUAAAAGGAGUAGCAAAUCAUGGGCACACACCAGAGCACGCAGGCUUUGCUUUGGUUUUUAUAUAAACAUAGCAGUUGUUUUAUAACUGGCUCACUUUUAAUUAUAAGCAUUGGUAAAUUUCAUCCUACUUAAUCAUCUAAACUAAAACUUUGUAAUUCUGUAUUUGAUAUGUAAACAUUAAAGAAAUAUUCCACUCUUAGAGCUCUUCAGAUUGCAGAAUUGCUAUAUGGCUUUGGAGUAUUCCUUUAAAAGUCCAUAUUAUAAAUGUGCUAAUUUCAUUGUAAAAUUAGCACUUUUAUAAUUAAAAAUAAAAACAUGUGAAAUAGAAAUUCACUUCUCUGAGCCAAUGGAAGUAGCAGGUGCAUUCUAAUAGAGUGCACUUGCCUACCAAAAUAGCCCCCAAAGAAUUCUGGUUCUUCCCAUCCUUGGUAAUUCUUUUUUUUCCUUGCAAAUCCCACAUAUAUGUGCAUUCCAUUUGUCAAAAUUCUUAAAAAUAAAAUGUUUAAAGAGAAAAAGCAUAUGAGAGUGCUUACUACAAAAUAUUCUCGCAUUUACAAAAACUGUGAGCACAGUGACUUGUAGGGUUGUGCACAGAUUCUUCUAUAAGAAGUCUCUGUUUGGACAGUUCUCCAAGAAGAGACUGAAAGUCACUUCCGAAAAAAAAGUUAAGGGCUUACAAAGGCUGCAGUCAUAAGAACUUCAGCUUUUGCAAGAUGUUUUAGACUAUACCCCUAAAGAAUACAUGCAUUUAUUCAAAUAUUUUAUCAUUAUGAAAUAUUCUGAAAUAAUUCUCAUUACUUUCAUUUUUUGCAUGUGUUUGUCUUCAUGUUUUGGUUUGUCGCACCAUCCUCUUUCUCUCCUUAUGAUGUGAUUUGUGACCCACCUGUGAACAUCUUCUCAGCUGGGUUGCUUAUGAGCAGUCCAACUUCCGUGGCGAGAUGUUUAUCUUGGAGAAGGGCGAGUAUCCUCGUUGGGAUACCUGGUCUAGCAGCUAUAGGAGCGACUGCUUCAUGUCCCUACGCCCCAUCCGAAUGGUGAGACCUAGAACUUCUAUUCUUCUAAUAUUCUGAUAUGGAAAGCAGAUCAUUAUUGAUUGAUAAGUCCUAACACCACAAUACCCUUGCAAUUAAGUAAGAAUACUAUAUUGAUGGCUCUUAUUACAUACCACAGUGGAUGGUUAGUGAUGCAUUUAAUCCAUGCAUCUCUACGGGAAACUUUAGCAACGUUCAGAGUCAAAAGUUGUUUGGGAAUGUGACGGCAGAUAAUAACCAUUCAGCCCAUCUAGUCUGCUCAAUUUUCUAAAUACUUUCAUUAGUCCCUGGCCUUAUCUUAAAGCUAGGGUAGCCUUAUGCCAAUCCCAUGCAUGCUUUAACUCCCUCACUAUAUUAACCUCUACCACUUCAGCUAGAAGGCUCCACUACCCUCUCAGUAAAGUAAUACUUCCUGAUAAUAUUUCUUUAUUAUAAAGGACAGCAAUCCUGCACCAAAACCACUACAUUAAAAUGUAGGGGCGUUGCCUCUAAGAGUUUCCUUUUAAGUCACUAAGAUUGCUUAAAUUAGGAAAACCAAACUAUAUUCCUAACAUUAAAGUGUCCCUCUGCCUCCAUAGCCCCCCAGCCAUGAAAGAGUUAAAUAACCAUGUAGACACUUACCUUUGUUGAGCUCCUCCGACAUCAGCCGAUGUGGGAACCUAAUGCGCAUGCGCCGUGAGUGACACAUGCGCAUUAGGCAUACCCCAUAUGAUUGCAGUGACUCAAUGCUUUCCUAUCGGGUUUUGAAAGGUGCUAUAUUGCAGGGUUAAGGGGUCAGGAACAGUGUACCCAGACUACUUCAAUAAGAUUAAAUGGUCUGGGAGCCUGUAGAGUUCCUUUAACACUAUCAUACUAACACUGUGUAUAAAGUUAAAUUUUAGCAUAAUCUGGAAUUUUUGUAGAGUAACAUACAACUUGCAGGUUUCUAAAAUUGCAGUGAAAGUAUUUCUUAACUUACCAAUGUUUUUACAAUGGCUUUAAAAGUAUUUAUGUUGUCUAAUUAGUUUGGCCUUCAAGCAUGCCGCAAGAACGGGACCUACUAAAUACUGCAGUACGUUAGCCUUGAAGUGAGAUACGAAAGUCAGGCAACGUCACUUUCCACUCUUAAAACUAUUUAUGUGUGGUUUUGCAUAAAUCUCUAUAUAAACAAUGGCUUAGAGAAGGAACACAGAGUAAAUCUUGCAUUAAAGCCAAGUUCAGGAAUUAAUCGCAUUGCAAUAUUUUAAGUGAUAGUUUUACAUGGUCAGAAGCUUUAUAAUGAUUUAUUAUUAUUCGAUAAUUUUUCUGUGGGUGUUCUUAACUUAGAAACUACGCAGCUCUCUCUUCUUUUAUUAACAAACAUCUGCAGAGUAGGAUAAAAUAGGGUGUAAUGGGAUCAGUUCAAUUUAGCAACAAAAAAGAGCAAUUUUAUUCUGGUAGUAUGUCAUUGACUGCUAUUGUUAUGCAGGGUUACGCUGGCUGAUAUCCCAACAUUUUAAAUCAUGUUGCCCAAUCCCUUGUGCUAGGACACUAAAGCUAUAUUUCAAAUCAACCUAGUGAAUAUCAUUUGUCCUUUUCCAGAAAAGGAGUUGAGACUUCUUGUAGUUUUAUUAUAAAACUAUUUUAUUGAAAAGUGUGUUUUAUUGCUAACUCCUUUCCGUGGUUAAAGAAGAAAAUUUGAUGCAAAAUGUAGUUAUCUCAAAUACGUUAAAAUUUUAACUUUGUGAAAAUAUAUGCAGACACUGAAGGGUGAUGAUAUUCACUGUGAGAAAAAAAUUUAAAAUAAUAACAAAGGUAGGGGAUAUAAUGUUUCAAUUUUAUAUUUAAUCUAAAUAUCAAAUUACCAUUAUGUUAUAAGAAACCUAAUAUUCAGGAAUUUGCAAGCAAGAAAGCUCCAUAUACUAAUAGUCAAAUGCGAGGAUAUUCUUAGAAGACUAAUCAUGUAUCCCUCAUUAUUCCUAUCAAAUAUCCCUUCUUAAUCUAUUACUGUUGUCUGGCCUCCUCAGGAUAGCCAAGAACAUAAAAUCACCCUGUUUGAAUCCGCCGACUUCAAGGGCAACAAGAUGGAAAUCAUUGAGGAUGACGUGCCCAGUCUGUGGGCCUAUGGAUUCUGUGACCGUGUGGGAAGCGUAAGAGUCCCCAGUGGAACGUACGUAAUUUGUACCUAGCUUGUUUCCGCUUUCCAAGUGUUUCACAACUGCCUUCUUUAGGGCUAGACAAGCUCAACUAAGUGUUGACAUCUGUAUUCAGAAACAUAACUUACAAUAUUGUAUUAUUCACAACAAAUGUAAUAAUAUAAUACAUUAAUGUAACAUUUUGUCUUUUACUAACACAUUUCUGGGUGAUUUUGCUAACAAAAUGCAUAGAAUACAUUUGUAGACCUGCCUGAAGCUGAUCCUUCACAUAUUAUUCAAAUGGAAAUUCCACUUUAAGCAACUUAAUAAUGGCAUUUGAGUGGUAGAAAAUGUAUUUGUCCAGCCUCUUAUCAAGUAAUUCAGGGUCAUACUGAAAAUAUUAAGGACUCCAGUCCUCCCAUUAAUUACUCAGAAAUGUUGCAUUAAAAUUCCAGAACCUUAGACUGUUGGGUCAAAGUGCACUACAGCAGAAUUCCUUACCCGGCUUGAUGGCAGCUAUGUUUAAAAUAUAAAAUCUGUAACAUCUGUAAUAUCAAACAAAUAAGCUUAUACAUCAUAAAAUUAAAACAGAGCUGAACUGGUACUAACAUAUAGGAAGAUACUGUUAACAAAAAUAUUGUCAGGUGUCUUGUGUUAACUUUACACAGGCAUACCCUAUAACAUAUAUAUAUUAUCACUCUUCUCUACAGAUGGGUUGGAUAUCAGUACCCUGGAUACAGAGGAUAUCAAUAUCUAUUUGAAAAUUGUGAUUACAAACACUGGAAUGAAUGGAGUGCCUUCCAACCACAGAUCCAGUCCAUCCGUCGUAUUAGAGACAAGCAAUGGCAUCAGAAGGGAUGCUUCCUUAUCCCUACCACUGCAAGCACAAUGUGAACACAUACAGAAUGACCCCAGUUUGACAGAGAUCUAUCAGGAAUCCAUGUUACAAAUUGACCUCACCCUAUUUUUUAAUCUACUCUGUCAAAUAUUGUACAUUGCUCAUUUACUGGAUGUUCUUUACGUUAUGAUGCAAAUAAAAACAAUUUCUGAGGUAAAAAAAU